UUUGACUCCAGCCUGUUCUUCUUUUACAGUUUUUACUUUGUAUUUGGCUUUUUUAAAACUUAAAUAAUUCGCAUUUACAAUUAAAAGACAAAUAAACGUAAUACUCGCGCGGGAACAAUGAAGCUGGCGGACAUUAAAAAGUUAAAAGUGGCCGAGCUGCGGUCCAGACUUAAAGAGCUGGGGCUGGACAGUAGAGGGCUGAAGGCUGAGCUGGUGGAGCGGCUGUGGUCCGCAGCAGAGGGGGAGCCGAGCGGGGGAGACGGUGAAGAAGAAACGCUGAAGCUACAUGACAGCUCACCUAUACUUUUAGUACAGACAGAGCCAGCAGACGUCCGCCCUCCAUCCUCAGAGAUUGGUGCUACUGCGCGACAUGAAGUAGACCGCGGCUACACAGACAUGGCCACACAGACUGUGGCUGAGCCCAGUCCAGCUGCACCACAGCCCGACUCGGAGGCUGCUGCUGCUGCGGGUGUCACUGCCUGCCCUGCGGAGGGAGGAGAACAGGGGCAUGCGGAGGGUCCAGUAGAGGAGGACAUGGGCAGAGGAAGGUCGUUCUACGAGUUCAAAGAGGAGAUACGAUACAAGAGAGCCAAAUCACCACAGCCCCCUGCGGAGAGGAGUGAGGCAGAGGAACAAGAUGAAGAUAAAGUCAGACUAGAUAAAUAUGGCUCUCACCUGCACUUCGAGGUGAGUCCUGAUGGAUCCUCUGGCCAGCCGCGGUUCUGGGCUCAAUUCCCCCUGCUGUGGUCAGGCUGCAGGCUCACCCAUGGGGUGCAGCAGGGCAGGGUGGGCUUUGAGGUGAGGCUGGAGAGGAAACUGUUGACUGCACAGCCAGAUGACCAUGAAGUCAGGGAGCCAUAUGGACUGAGAGUUGGCUGGUCAGUGGCCGUCUCCUCUCUGCUGCUGGGUGAGGAUGAACUCUCUUUUUGUUAUGAUGGACGUGGUAAAAAAGUGUCAGAUAGAAAGGAAGAGAACUUUGGAGAGCCUUUUUCGGAGGGGGAUAUCAUCGGCUGUUAUGCUUCUUUCUCCUCAGAUGGCGCUGUCGAGCUCUCUUUCCAUAAAAAUGGUCGUUUUGUAGGAGUGGCCUUUUCCACGGACACCUCGGUGCUACGGGGUCGUGCUCUGUUCCCUCAUGUCCUCUGUAAGAGCUGUUCGUUCAAAUUGCUCCUGGACCCUGCAGCUCAACCCUGGUACCCCGGCCCUCCGGGGUUCACACCGUUGGCCACUCUUCCUCCUGGGCAAAGGGUGUGCUCCACAUCAGCUCCAACCUCCAGAGCACAGUGCGAAGUGGUGCUGAUGGUGGGUCUUCCUGCCUCUGGGAAGAGCGUCUGGGCGAGGAAUUACAUGAAGCAGCAUCCAGAGAAACAGCACAGACUGCUGGGAACGGAGGAGCUGCUCGCUUGUAUGAUUAGUGGUGGGCAGAGGGACAGCAGGCUCCAGCAGGCCUCUCACGGUCUUACUGAAAUAAUCAAGAUGGCUGCCCAAACUCCUGGAAACUACAUCCUAGACCAGUGCAACAUCCUCUUCUCUGCACUCCGUCACAAGCUGCGGCUGUUCACAGGCUUCAGGCGUCGGGUGGUGGUGGUGUUUCCCUCAGGCGACGAGUGGAAAAGGCGACUGUCGCAGCACCAGAUGAGAGACGGUGAACACAUCCCAGAGACCGCCCUGCUCAAAUUACAAGUGAGCUGCAGUCUUCCAGAGCAGCAGGAUGACCUCCUGGAGGAGUUGCAGUAUGUCGAGCUGCCGCAGGAAAAGGCGCUAAAGCUCCUGCAGGAGUAUAAAGAUGAGGCCCGCAGACUGCUACCCCCCGUCCCCAAACAUGAGAAGACACGGCGACUUUACAGGAAAAGACCCCACCCUCACGGUCCUCCAUCCUCUCACAGGACAUGGAGUCAGCCGCCAAGAUACUGGAGCGUGCCUUAUCAGGAUCAGGGGUAUUACUACAGCGCGUACCAGAACUACUCAUGAGCGAACCUGGAGCAAGAGGACUCGAAUAAUGCUGCUGCAUUACCAGUGAUUACAUAACACCAACACUGCUGAGGUUUUAUUAUAUGGAACUGCACACUCCCUGCUCAAACAUAAUCAGUGUCAUAUUUUAUCUUUUAUGAAAAGACAUGGACACUUUAGGUUUUUAUUCAAAAUAUUUUAAUACAUUUUUACUUGUUCUUGCUGUACAGUGUAUAAAUGAAUUACACAGUACUGAAUUAUCAGUAACUUGUAAAUAAAACCCCAAACUUUAA
Maylandia zebra (zebra mbuna) is the source of this 2240-nucleotide messenger RNA. Its product is annotated as heterogeneous nuclear ribonucleoprotein U-like protein 2. The record is from RefSeq and is a predicted model, not a curated record. Gene Ontology annotation, molecular function: RNA binding; protein binding. Gene Ontology annotation, biological process: alternative mRNA splicing, via spliceosome. NCBI's taxonomy places the organism in Eukaryota, Metazoa, Chordata, Actinopteri, Cichliformes, Cichlidae. Gene Ontology annotation, cellular component: nucleus.